Alternaria novae-zelandiae is the source of this 405-nucleotide messenger RNA. RefSeq lists its product as uncharacterized. The record is from RefSeq and is a predicted model, not a curated record. Lineage: Eukaryota; Fungi; Ascomycota; Dothideomycetes; Pleosporales; Pleosporaceae. The transcript is spliced from 3 exons. Bases 1 to 405 code for a protein of 134 amino acids.
AUGCAUCUCAUGAAUCUUCUGCUCGCGUGCAUCUUCGCCCUGUGCGUCAUUGCCGCACCCACGGACUUCAAGCUACACUCUCCGCUCGCGAUUCCUGUCCCCGGCUCUGCAACCUACGACGCCGACGUCGCUGCUGUCCUUGCCUACGUCCUCUCCGAUCCCAUCUACCAGGAAAUGCGCGAAGAUGGAUCGUUCAACUAUCGCAGCUUCGAUCUAGCUGCGGGCUCCACUAUCGAGGGCAUCCUUAACCGCCACUGCGGAUUCUGCAUGUACUUUGACGAAGAAGGCGCUCUCAUCAUGUCCGUAGGACCCGAUCAAGUGAAUUGGGCGCAUCCUACAACUGCCAAGACCUACAUCUGCUGGCGUCCGCCGAUGAGGGGUCACGAAGGUGGUAACCGAAGAUGA